Paramecium sonneborni is the source of this 893-nucleotide messenger RNA. The record is from the annotation of a GenBank genome assembly. NCBI's taxonomy places the organism in Eukaryota, Ciliophora, Oligohymenophorea, Peniculida, Parameciidae.
AUGAUUUUAGAAUAUCAUAGUGUUUAAAAAAAACUUAAUUAAAACAGAUUUAAAGUUCCAAUAAUGAUGAACUCAGUUAGAUAGAGAGAGAAUAGAAAACUUUCACAAAAUCAAAAGAGUUAGAACUACAAUCUUCCGAAAAGAGCUUCAUCAUAAUUUAAGUAAUAAAUUUUAAGAAGAUAAAGAAUCUAUCAUUUACCAAGUAUCUCUAGCAAUUCUACAUGCUGUAGUAAUUCAUGUACUUCAAGUCCUCCUUAAAGUCGUUCCAAAUUAGAAGAGGAUAAUAUUGAGAGUAUAAUAUAUAUAACCAAAUAGAUGUAUUAGUUUCAAAAAAUACAUAAUAAGAUCCAUUGAGUUACUUUAACUAUGAUGAUUUUAAUGGAGUACUACCUGUAACGAUAAAUGGAAUUAAAAUUUUGAAAAUAGAUUGGAGUUAUUUUACAGCAUCUCCAAAUAUGUAAUCUCCAUGGAAAGCUCAUUGUUUUUGGACAGUUGGAUAUACAUUUGAUAUUAAUAUGAGGAAGAUGAAAAGAUCAUAAAAUAUUAGAUAUCGUUUAAUCAUAUAAAGUUGGUGUUGCUUAAAUAAUAAAUCAUGGGUUAAAUAAAAAUGGGAUAGAUUAUUAGAACAUGAAACAGGACAUUAUUUAAUUGGUUGUUUAUGUGCUUUAGAUUUUAAAUAAAAGUAAAAAUAUCAAGAAACCUAAAAUUAGAGCAGAUAAAUUCAAAUAUACUAAAAAUUAUCGAAUGGAAUGUACAAAGUUAUUCUAAGAUACGUUUUAGUUUUAUUUGCAAAUGGAGAAAUAAUAUGAUGAAGAAACUAAUCAUAGUCAAAAUGUAGCAAAACAAAAAGAAUGGAAUCAAUUCAUUAAAUAAGAACUUUUAAAAUAUUGACA